AUCUGGACGCCCGUUCCAACUUACAUACAAAUUCAACUUAAGAACAAACCUACAGUCCCUAUCUUGUAUGUAACCCGGGGACUGCCUGUACUCCCAAAGUGAAGUCAAUGAAGCUAAAUUACUCUGAUUUGCUCACCUUCUUCUUAGUGUGUAAGCCAGGAACUCUGGGGUUGUUUUUGAAAGAUGAAUGCCAAAUGUACUGGGGCUAACCCUGGGCCUCUCAUGGUGCCAGUGUUGAGGUGUUUUAGUGCUUUUGUAUCUGUAUAAUAAGGUUGUAGUCCAGAUUUCUUUGCCUGAGUACACUAGUUAUCUACAAGUCACAGCUUUUCUGUCCAUUACUGGUUACAAAUAGAACCAAUCUUUGUUUUUUAGUCAGUUGAUGCAUAAAUACUGAAUUUUUCAGGUAUAUGUAUCCAAAGUAAUAAAUUUUUGAGUAGCUAACACAGCAGCAUCUGAAUGGCUAUUUUGCUGCUGUACCAUUCCAGGUGCACACUGGGGCUUCCUUAGUGUUUACAGAAUGUGUUACACAUUUUAUUCCUGCCAGAGCUGUCUUGCCACUGAAUGGUGCAGUAAAUUAUUUAGUAUUUGGCAAGUACUUUAAAAAAUGGAUUUGUCAUACCCUUAAUUACUACUGGCUUUUUAAACACUACAGAAACAUCAGUGAUUUUUUUGCCAAAUUGGAGAGGGGAAGAGGGGAAUCCUAAUGUGUGGGUUUUUUUUUUGUUUUUGUUUUUUUUUACUUGAUGAGGUGAAACACUGAGUCUGUGAAGGAGGAUGAGUUCUCAGGUGGUACUCUUUGCGUUCUUUUUUGUUGUUGUUAUUUAUGGCCUAAAACUAAUCUCCUUUUGAUGUUUUUAUUAUUCAGAGCUCUGUGUUAUGCAGCACUAUGUUAUUAAAUAAGGCACAGUUGUUGUCUGUUUUAAUAAUGUGAUAGAGCUUUGGAAUAGAAAGAUAUGAUUGUGUCAGGAUAGAAAAUUUGCAAUCCUGUCACAGAUUUGUGUUUUUAUAUUUGUAAAUGGAGAAGCUAGACGAAAACACAAAAAUGCGUCUUCCCUAAGCAGACUAGAAUGCUUUAAAUAGCUGUCUGUAGUGCUGUAUAUGUGGGUGUGUCUAACUUAUUGUUCAGGCUGUUAAAAUAUAUUUGUCUCUUUAGCAGAAAUGUGUUCUUUAACACUGACUGAGGCCGCGUCUACACUACCACUGAUGUCGCUCAUGGGUGUGAAAAAACACACUCCUGAAUUACAUAAGUUUGAUUGUUAAAAAUGAUCCCAUGCACAGCGCCAUGUUGGUGGGCACGACAUAGCUUCCAUGCAUGUUGAGGUAGUUUUAUUAAGUCACCAGGAGAAUCUGUCCCGUUAGUGGCUACUCGAGCACUCUUACACCGAUUCAUUUCGUUGCAUUGGUACAGCUGUGCUGCUCUAAGCUCAUUAGUGUGUAAACAUGGCCUGAAUAACUAAGUUUAAUUUUCCACUCAGUCUUCUAAUAUACCCAUUUUGUUUUGUUAUCCAAGGCAACGAUUUUAGCGUACUGUGCAGUGUUACUAUUUACUGUGGAAUAAUUUGAAAAGGAAUGUUUUUGAUCUUUGUUUUUCUAAAUUGUUUAUUGAUCAUGUUUACUUUAAGCUUUUAUUUUUAAUAAACUCUAUGAAAACUAUGUUGUUUGUACAAAAUACCAUAAAUUAUUGCCUGUAUAUGAGAAAUAGAUUAUAUUAUUGAUUAUGGGGUUCGAGUUUCCGUUCACUUACAAUUGUACAAUCCCGUUGACUUCACUGAGGUUGAACAGGUGUGAGUGAAGGAAGAAUGUGUUCCAGCUUCCCAGCUAGUGCUGCAAACCUGAGAUUCACUCAGUUAUUUACCCAUUCUUGCCUUAUAAAAUGAUGGGUCUAGUGUUGACAGUAGGAUGUCUCAUCUCUAACUUCAAGGAGGCUACUCAUAGCCUAAAGUAUGACCAGAAAGAUCUUCACCAACACCAGGGAGCGGUGGAGGCAGCAAAACGUCAACAGCGCCUUCGCCAAGCUUAGGAAGCUCAUCCCCACCCACCCUCCAGACAAAAAACUGAGCAAGAACGAGACGCUCCGCUUGGCCAUGAGGUACAUCAACUUCCUCGUCAAGGUCUUGGGGGAGCAGGGUCUGCCUCAGACAGGAGUGACUGCCCGGGGGAGCAUACUGGGGCUAUUUCAACAAGCCCCACACCUGCAGAAUAUGGAGGAGCUGACUCUGAUUGAAGACUGUGGAGUCCCUUCUCCAGGCACAAGCAGCAACAUCCCAGAGUGCUGGUCAGAGACGUCGUCUCCCUAGCAGGCCGCGAGUGAUGCUGUCCUGGUAUUAGUUUGAUAGUCCCCUUUGCAUAACGUGUGGAAUGUUUGCCUCUGUACAGUAUUUAUCUAUUUAUAUCUAUUACUGUUGUAUUAAAUAUAUUUUAUUUGAAAGGAAAGGAGGUGGCAGGACAGGCUUGGCUGAAUAGAAAGUGGUGUUCAACCCUUGGGAAUCUGCAAGGACUCAUUGCUGUGAUGUCAGAUUCAUGGAAAAAAUCAAAGCCAAGGGGGGAUCAGCAUUACUUGAGCCCCUGUCGAACGCAGGCCAUAGAACUUCCGCCAGCAUUUAAGACUCCUCCAGUGAAAGAGAUCAUUCUUCCUUCCUAUAUAAGGAAGCAUUAUUGAGCCCUGUUGCUUGUGACUGCACUAACAUGUUUCACUUAGAAACUAUCCAGCCUGGGCUGACUGAUUCCAAGUGAUGGAGCAUUUCCACAUCCCUUGGUCAGCAGUUCCGAUGAGUAAUAACUCUCACAUCUGAUUUCUGUCCUGAAUGUUUCUAACAUGUAGCUUCCAUCCGUUGGAUCUUGGUCUGCUUGACGGAAGGGCUGUCUAACAUCAGAAUGCAACACAAAUGAGUAUAUAAAAACAGCCACCGGGAAGCGAAAUGCCAGCCUAUGCUAAAAGAAGAAAUGUGGUGGGGUAAGUUUCAGCAGGUGCAGUGGAUAGAAGGCAUCGGCAAAUCCACCCCCAAUGGUGUGAGCACUGGGGGGGAAACGAGCUGGUUUCUUUCUGGCUCAAUGCAAAACCUACAGGGAGGCUGCUCCUCCCCUCUCCCAUUGCAGGUUUUAAAGGGCCAGGAGACAAUCUUAUGAACAUGAAUCCCCUGGUCCCGCAAAGGUCCCCUUUGCACAAAUGUCUAGGCAGAUUCCACAACACCGGCUGUUCCAAACAAGAGCAGAAAGCAGGGAAUCUGUGGAGCUGUUGCUAACCAGAAUCCAAGGCCCACGUGAGCCCAGCUUUGGCAGCAUACAUGUGUGCUCAUUUGGCUCACGGGCAGAAUUAGGUCUCCUGUGAUUGUCACAAUAGGAGACCCAUGCGUAUCUCUGCCUGAAUGUGUGAGGUUGUAGUUAUUUCAUAGCUGUGUGCGUUGUCAACCAGGGCCAACAGGAUGGAAGGGACUACACCUAGCCUGUGUAUGUGCUGUGGGCUGCCUUUAAAGCCUAUGGAUUUUGCCUUUGAUAAUUAGAUGGCUUUUCCUUGCUGUGAGAUUGAGCCCAAGCUCAGGAGAGUAAAUGGAAAAAUGUAUGUAGAAAGUAUUUGCAUUGAGGUCAGUGGGUUUCAGAGCAGGCCCCUAUUACCUGUACCAAUUACUGUAAGGCAGCAGUUCUCAAACUAUGGGGCAGGCCUCCCAAGGGGGGGCAUGGGAAUGUGUCAAGGAAGGUGCAAGCUCUAUGUGUGGGGAGGGGUUCAGUGAUCUGGCUGUUGGCACCAGGUGGCUGAGGCUCCUGCAGAAUGGUUGUGCACACCCAGGGGCUGGAGAUAAAGAGGACAGAUGGAGCCCAGUCACCCCGGGCUGAUAGCCAGACCCGCACCGUUCAGGGUCUCCUCCAUCUGGAUCCCUCACCCGGAGGCAGAAGGGUUCUGUCAGCCAAGGGGGUGGCAGCAGCAGAGCACAAAUAAAAGUCUGUUGUGAAAAACAAUAUUGAUGUACACAACGUUUCACAUUGCCACUCUCACUUCUGUGCUGCUGCUGGUGUGUAGAGCUGGGCACCUGGCCAGCAGCUGCUGCUCUCUGCUGCCGUCAGAACUGAGCACUUGGCCAGCAGCCGUGGCUUUUCACUCUGCUUCAGAGCCGGGGGGGGUCAGUAUGUGUAUUUGUGGGGACAUAAAUGUUUAUAUUUGCAGAGAAGGGGGAGACUGAUCAAAUAAGUUGGAGAACUACUGCUUUAGGGAACAACUAAAUUACACAGCAGAUACUGAGGUAAUAAUUAAGUAUUGAAGGAUUUUUCAGGCUUUGAAGCAUGACGGUGUGGAGUAGAAGAGCAAUUGCACUAUAGAAUGUUGUAGAAGUGUUGGAUUUACCCUCCUGUGUCAGCAAAGAUCUGGACAGCUCAUCGGUGUUAAAAAAAUCACCUGGAACAGCAGAUAGAAAGUCUAGGGAUUCGAAUGUAAAAGGUUUCUGGGUCAAAUCCUGCUCCUACUGCGGUCAAUAACAAAACGCCCAUUGAGUUCAUGGUGGCUCACGCUUACCUGAGUCUGUAGUACAUUCAUUACAGUUCAACAAGUGUAAGUGAUCCAUGCUCUGUCAGAUUGCCUUGGCUGCUUCUGCCUCCUUCUCAGAAAAUGAGCCACCUCUAGAAACUGUAGUUAGAGCUUUGAGUAGCACAGGAAAUCUGCCAUCAGAAUCACACAAAGUAAGCAAAUACUCCACAUGCCCUAUAUAUUCAUCUGUCUGAAAGGAGCUGACAAGGAAUCAAAGUUGGCCUAGUUGGGCAUGAUUUUUGCCGAUUUGAACUCUUCCGAAGACUAAUUUUUGCCAAAAACAUUUCUUCUAUGGCUCUGGGAUUGCGGAUGUAAAGCACAGUGGAGCUACGAGACACAUUUGAAAUGUGGACAAAAAUAGCUGGUAAUCUUUGUGAACAAUUUAAUUAAAUUUUUAAAGAGCUCUGGUUUGCUGCCUAGUUACUCCUAGAUUUUAGCACUUUGAGGACAUGAAAUAAGUGAAAAUACUGAAGAACAUCAGAGUGGAAAUACACCAAGAGUCUUUAUUAUAAUCUGGGAAGUUCAUACUUUAUCCUUUCCUAGCUCCACUUCAUUGUUGCUAAAUGAAUUGAUAUUGUCUAUUCUAGGCGUAGUCUCACAUUUAAUCAACCAGCUUCUCAGCCUCGGUAUUUGUUGACUUAAAUGGAGUUAUACCAAGGAUAAAUUUGGCCAAAUAGGUGCAAACAUUUACGUGUGAGGCAUAUUGGUACUGUCUUUCCAAUAGCCAAUUGCUACCACUGGAAAUGUUUUCCCAUCAGCAAAGCAAGUCAAAACCGAUCCAUCCUUUUGAGCAGAGUAUUGUCAAGGAAGGGGAAGAAAGCCUAGCAAGUAUGUAAUGUGAAAUGCUUGUUAUUUAUAUAUUUAAAACUUUUCUUAUUCUUGGUUCACAUGUUUUUGUUCUGUUUUCAUUUAGGAUCUGCCUAUUCUGAGGUACAGCAUGUGUGUGACUAGAUUUAUCUACCAAAGAUUUUUUUUGUCAGGACUUCUUUUGUGUUUUUUGUGAUUUCUUAUCUGUAUGUCUGUGAACAAAUAUGAUGUAAUUGAUUACAA
Messenger RNA from Pelodiscus sinensis (Chinese soft-shelled turtle), 5566 nucleotides. Lineage: Eukaryota; Metazoa; Chordata; Testudines; Trionychidae. The record is from RefSeq and is a predicted model, not a curated record.